Messenger RNA from Macrosiphum euphorbiae (potato aphid), 1143 nucleotides. The record is from the annotation of a GenBank genome assembly. Lineage: Eukaryota; Metazoa; Arthropoda; Insecta; Hemiptera; Aphididae.
AUGACUACGGCGACUACGGAAGAGACAAAGAAUGUCCCGCAGGACGUCAAAGAACCGGCAAAGGACGGCGCCGACACCGUAGCCGAGACCAACAACAAACCGACGGAGAACAACGACAAGAAACCGGCGGUGGCGGAGAAGGACGACAAGGUAGCGACGCCCGCCGCUCCUGUCGAACCACCGCAGCCGAAGUUCACCGUGAAGAAGCAGAACUUCGAAAAGGACGUCGUGUACCUGUAUCAGUUCUCGCGCACUCCCGUCAUCCCGUCCAUGUCACCGUACUGCCUCAAGGUGGAGACAUGGCUCAGGCUGGCUGGACUCAAAUACGAGAAUGUUGACCAUAAAAUGAAGCACCGUUCCAAAAAAGGACAAUUGCCAUUUAUUGAAUUGAAUGGCGAAGAAAUUGCUGAUAGUACUCUAAUUAUUAAAGAGCUUAGUCAGAAAUUUGGCAAAGACAUUGAUGCCGCAUUGAGCCAAGAUCAACGUAACAUAUCACAUGCUAUGGUAUCGAUGAUUGAAAAUAAACUUGUUUGGGUGAUAACAUGGUGGAAGACAAAAACUCCAGAAAAUGUUAUCAAAGGAUACAAAGUGAACUUGCAACAUGCGCUUGGCACAUGGGUUCCAAAUGGAGUUCUUAAUUUCUUGUUCAAGCACAGUUAUAGCCGAAAGGGAUUAAAAAAAGUUAAAGCUCAAGGAAUUGGAGUUCAUAAGCCCGAAGAGAUUUUGGAAUUUGGACAAAAUGAUCUUAAAGUUUUAUCUGAUGUUCUAGGCGACAAAUUGUAUUUCUUUGGAAAUGAACCCUCAAUUCUGGACGUAGUGGCUUUUGCAAACUUGGCACAAUUGUUCUUUUUAGACAAAGAUGUUGAAUGCCAAUUACGAGACUAUUUAGUGGACAAUUUUGGAAAUUUAGUGGAGCACACAAACCGCAUCAAGGAACGGUGUUUCCCUGACUGGGAAGACAUGUGUAAGAAUCUAGACUUGAACAGCCACUUGCCAAAACCACCGCCAGUUGAAGAAAAGCCUAAGGAAGAUGGAGACAAGAAGGCCGCAGAAAACAAGAAUACUGAAAAAGAUGCUAAGGAACCAUCUGAUGAAAAAGGUGAUGGAAAAAAGGAAGGAGAGAAAGAACCAGAAGACAAAUGA